UAAGGGUGAUCCAGCUGCAGUGUGGCCAGCCAGAAGCAUCAGUCACUGCUGGGCUGCUGAGGAGUGGCUGCCCAUCCGCAAGAAUGGCUCAGAACAUGACUUGUGACACAUGGCUGGGAGUAGAGGCCGUCCUAGAAAAGUACUUUCUUCCUAUCCUUUAUUCCAUUGAGUUUGUCAUUGGCAUCCUUGGGAACACGGCUGUUGUUUUGGGCUAUGUCUUCUGCCUGAAAAAGUGGAAAAGUGGCAACAUUUACCUCUUCAAUCUCUCCCUUUCUGACCUUGCCUUCCUAUGUACGCUCCCCAUGUUGGUGAGAAGCUACGCCAGUGGGAAAUGGACUUAUGGGAAUAUCCUGUGCAUCAGUAACAGGUACUUACUCCAUGCCAACUUGUACACGAGCAUCCUUUUCCUUACAUUUAUCAGCAUUGACAGGUACCUGCUGAUGAAAUACCCCUUCAGAGAACACUUCCUGCAAAAGAAAGAAGUUUCUAUCUUCAUCUCGGUGAUCAUCUGGAUUUGGGUGACACUUGAGCUUCUACCAAUCCUCCUUUUCAUUGAGCCGACCACAGCGAACAAUGACACCACCUGUAAUGACUAUGCAAGCUCUGGAGAUCCCAAAUACAGCCUCAUCUAUAGUGUGUGUCUAACUGUGCUAGGGUUCCUCAUUCCACUCUUUGUCAUGUGCUUCUUUUACCUGAAAAUUGCCCUUUUCCUAAAGGAGAGAAGCAAACAACUCACUACUUCUCUCCCCCUUGAGAAGCCUCUCAACUUAGUUAUCAUGGCAGUGGUGAUAUUCUCAGUUCUCUUUACCCCCUACCACAUCAUGCGAAAUGUGAGGAUAGCUUCCCUCCUUGAGGUCUGGAAACAGAACAAAUGCACACAGAUCACCAUCAGCUCAUUCUACAUUAUGACCCGACCCUUGGCCUUUCUGAACAGUGUGAUCAACCCUCUUUUCUAUUUUCUAAUGGGGGAUCACUUCAGGGAUAUGAUGAUCAGUCAAGUGAGGACCUUCUUCAAAUCCAUUAGAAGGUGACCCCACUAGCCUGCUGAUGCCAUCUUUCAAGGGCAUGUGGAGUUCCCUUUUCUUUAGGGGAACAUGUUUUUGUUUCUCUGAUAGGUCACAUGGAUUGUGGGCUUGUUUUGUUGGCUCCCAGGCUCAUCUAAGAGGGCUUUAGCUCUGUUCCCUGAAACAUAGGCCUGCUGCCCUCAUGUCUCUUUAAAAUGAAGGCCCCUAUUUUUUAAUACCAACAUACUUCUGGAAACAUCACACAGCACCAAGUCAAGGAACUCUACUGUCUCUGAAGAAAUGAAAUUUCAGGUCACCAAUCAGGCAAUAGAGAGGAACAUGGGAGGGGAGGAGCUGGCUGCAACCCAUCACACUCAAGGAAUGAGGCAAUAAAUGAUGGAAAAAAGACAAUGGGCUAUUCCUGUGGAGAGAGCAGGGGUAAAUGGCCCAUGGCCACAUUAGUAUUCUAAUGAGUCAAGAGAAGUUGGUGAUGCCCUCUCCUCUCUACCUCCCCAGCACAUCGGGUCACCUCUCUGCAGCAAACUUAUGGUAGUCACAUAAGGCUGUGCAGUCCAAUCUCUGUCACUGGAAGGAAUGACCACAUAGUGAGAUCACAGAUGCAUUUAAUGACUCUUGGGUCAAUGUGAAGAGAAAUGACCUCAGAAGGUGUAGAGACAUGGGAAUGGACAGGUCGAACCACAGGCUGUUUACAUUGUUCUCUCUGGUUAUUUUCAAAAGGAGAAGAGUGUGGACAAGAUCCCUCUUCCCACUCCUUGAGGAAGUUUGCCACGAGAGAAAAGGGAGAUGGAGGUACAAAAUUCUAUCGAUAGAAUUGCUGACAAAUCGAGAAAGAAAUAUAGCAUUAGAGAAGGGGGACAAAAGGUCUUGCCUUCCCCCAGAGUUCUUUUGUUUUUCUUUGGAUACAUGUUAUAUGUUUAUGUACAUGUAAUAUUCCCUGUUGGAAUGUAAACUCCCUGAGGGCAAGCAUCAGGUGGGUUUUGCCUUUAUUUACCUAGCACCCAGCCCAGUGAUGGAGAUGGUUUAAGCUACACCAAAGCUUAAAACUCUAAGACUUCUGGGACAUUCAGUAGAGCAGCCAGUCAAUGAAUACUUGUUGAUUAAUUCCAGGGGUGUGUGAUAUGAUGUGUGCAUUAAGUGUGAUAUGGGGUGGUGGAAGAUGGGGCAAAGAAGCAAUCUGGAAGAAUCAUUUCUUUCUCUCUCCACUUUUACAGCCACCACCCUGGCCUGGUGCAGGCCCUUGUCACCUCCUACCUGGAUCAUUGUGGGGGGCUGGCUUCCCAUUAGUUUCCCUGUCUCAAAUCUCUCUCUACUCAACUGCCAAAGUGAUUCUCUUGUCACAGUUCUAACCACGUCACACCCCCUCCUCAAGAAACCCCUGUGACUCCCUAUUACUUCCAGGACCAAUUGUAAAGUCUGGCUUCCAAAGCCCUCCCCUUCCUGGCCUUUCCUGUCUUUUUACACCUUCCUCCCUUCCAUGGACUCUCUGAUGCAGUGGCUCCAGCCUUCCUUUGGUUCUUUGCACAUGUCACCCUCUUGAUGAGACCUGUUGGCUGCCUGGCUCUCCCCACUGGCUGAAAUGUUCUCCCUCUUGGCCUCUGCUUCCCAGCCUCCCUGGAUGCCUUUAAGUUUCAGCUCAAAUCCCAUCCCAUCCCCCCACAAUGAGUACCUUCCCUCUGAGCUUCCCAGCUACCCUGUGUAUAUCUAGUGUGUACAUGGUGGUUUGUAUAUAAUCUCCUCUGUUAAGAUGUGAGCUACCUGAGAGCAGACAUCGUGUUUCUGCCUUCAUUUGUACCCCAGCCCAUGGCACAGUGGUUGGAACAGAGAGCUUAAUAAAUGUUUGCUGCCUCACUGCCUCCUACAAAAUUGGAGGGGAGAAAGAAUGUUUCAUUUUUGUGGGAAUCAAAUGCUAUGAUUGUGACUUUGAAGAAACCACCAUCCCUCUGUAUAGGGCUAUCUUUGAAUUUAUUUUUUUCCCCAAACCCACUUUCAGGAUGUCAAAAAAUAAGGAAUUUCUUUUUAAGUCCCAAAUUGUUGUGUUUCACCCCCCUCCUCAACAGCAGGAAACUUUGAUCCUCUGAAAGCCCUGUGAUUUCACCACUGUGGGCAUGCCCUUGACCAAGAGAGAUGGAACCCACCCCCCUCUUAUCUGUUUCAAGAGGGGUGCAACAAUUUCACUACCUGGUCACUGGCCUUCUGGCGAUGAAUGCAUGCAAAUAACCUAUAUAUUCUGCAGCCCUUUGAGAAUUUACCAAGAAAGUUUAUUAAUUUAAAAUGAAGAAAGGAACAUACAUUUUCAGAAAUGGCCAAGAUUCAACUAUUGGGGGCUUUUAAAAUAAAUUUGCAUUGUGAGGGACGGUAGGGGGAGGGACAGAUUAAUUUUGAAAAGAAAACCAAAAGAACCAAGGCAUAUCUAUUGCUAUCAUAUACCCUAUGCCUCCCAUCCUACUUCAAGUUGGAGAAAGAGGACAUGCCAGUUGUGCUUCCUUUCCCAGGAGGAUCAAGAUCAAAUGGAUGUCCAGGAGAUGCUGCAAACUCUAAUCCUCUGAUUCUCCCACCAUGAAAGACACACACACACACACACACACACACACACACACACACACACAC
Molecule: messenger RNA, 3632 nt
Organism: Dromiciops gliroides (monito del monte)
Lineage: Eukaryota; Metazoa; Chordata; Mammalia; Microbiotheria; Microbiotheriidae
Gene: SUCNR1
Product: succinate receptor 1
Exons: 2
Coding region: 84-1031 (315 amino acids)
Biological process (GO): G protein-coupled receptor signaling pathway
Cellular component (GO): plasma membrane
Molecular function (GO): G protein-coupled receptor activity
Source: RefSeq, a predicted model, not a curated record